This is a messenger RNA of Aspergillus tanneri, 546 nucleotides long. RefSeq lists its product as uncharacterized. The coding region runs from base 1 to 546 and encodes 181 amino acids. The transcript is spliced from 4 exons. Lineage: Eukaryota; Fungi; Ascomycota; Eurotiomycetes; Eurotiales; Aspergillaceae. The record is from RefSeq and is a predicted model, not a curated record.
AUGUCAGACUUUGUGAUCGAGGAAGACAGUUACCAGGUCCCUGGUUAUUUUACACUGUACUACACUGCAUCUUUUGCUCAUAAUCCUUCUGUCUACGGAUCAAUUACAUCUGAGUUCAGAACGUCUACUUUAUCGAUCUCUUCCAUCAAAGGCAUGAACUGGCCUGGAUACGACGGAUGGGCGUCUAAAUAUUGUUCUUCUGAUCGAUUCUUCCCCAACGAAAGCGAUAGCCCCUUGAUGCGCAAGACCAUCGAAGGCUUGCUUGGCUCGAUUGAGCAGAUUACGAAGGCCACCGGCGUGUUUCGCUCUUUUAAGUACCUGAACUAUGCCGAUGCUAGGCAGAAUCCAGUCGAUGGAUACGGGAAGAAGGCUAAGGCUGCGUUGCAGGCCGCCAGCAAGAAGUAUGACCCGGAGGGCUUUAAACAGGUCACCAAGCCGUACCUUCUUCGAUAUGAUGGAGGCAAGGGCUUUAACAGCAGUGGCCUCCUGGCGGUUCGUGCAUCUCAGGAUACUGUCAACGAACGCAAGCGAAAGUGUAAGGAGUAA